This is a messenger RNA of Lindgomyces ingoldianus, 4242 nucleotides long. RefSeq names its product P-loop containing nucleoside triphosphate hydrolase protein. Gene Ontology annotation, biological process: transmembrane transport. The record is from RefSeq and is a predicted model, not a curated record. Gene Ontology annotation, cellular component: membrane. The transcript is spliced from 6 exons. The coding region runs from base 1 to 4053 and encodes 1350 amino acids. Lineage: Eukaryota; Fungi; Ascomycota; Dothideomycetes; Pleosporales; Lindgomycetaceae. Gene Ontology annotation, molecular function: ATP hydrolysis activity; ABC-type transporter activity; ATP binding.
AUGGAUACCAUAAGCGGGUCCAAACCGGCACCACCACCUGCGGCUACCGCUGAGGCAGAUGCAGUUGCACCCCAGGCCCAAGUCCUCGAAUCGGGGGCAACAUCUAAAGAUGAGAUUGCACAGAAGACAGAGGCUGAUGAGAACGAUACAAAGUCAUCUCAAAAGGCUCCUGAGGGCGGCUUGAAAAACUACUUCCGAGUCUACUCCUACGGAACCAAACUCGAUUUCUUCUUGAUCUUAGCAUGCUGUAUCACCUCUAUCGGCUCCGGAAUUGCUAUGCCUUUGAUGAAUAUAGUCUUCGGCGAGCUGGUUGGCAAUUUUGCAAAUUACUUCAGAGAAGGCACGACGGUGACGCAAGCUGAAUUCCAAGCGGAAAUUAACAAAUUGGCACUAUACAUUGUCUAUCUGUUCAUCGGCAAGUUUGUGUUGUCUUACAUUUCAAUGCUCGCCGUCCGCAUCAGUGGGUUAAGGAUAUCUGCUGCGUUUCGUUUAGCCUACCUACGCGCCCUAUUUGCCCAGCCUGUCAGUAUCGUCGACACCAUCAGCCCUGGCAAGGUCUCUACGCGCAUAACAACCUCGUCGAACACUGUGCAACUCGCUAUAUCCCAACACUUCGCAAUGUUGUUUCAGUCGUUCUCAUUCGUGAUCGCCCUAUAUAUUGUUGCCUUUCUCAAAAGCUGGCUGCUGACACUUGUCGCUUCGGCAUCUUUGCCCUUCAUGCUGUUCAUCUACGGAUCACUUGUCCCGCCUUUCAUACGGAUACACAAGAUCACGGAGAAACAUCAUGAUGAUGCCUCAGCCAUGGCUUAUGAGAUGUUCUCUUCCGUGCGCAUUGUGGUUGCAUUUGGAGCUGAGGCUAAAUUGGCCAGACAGCACGAGAAGAUGCUUGACAAAGCCGCCAGGAACGAGAAGCGGGCGGCGCCUUUGAUGGGUCUGAUGAUGUCUCCAAAUAUGAUUGCCAUGUAUGGGACAUUCGCAAUCUCAUUUUGGUUCGGCAUCAAGCAGUACACCGAGGGCAAAAUAUCAGACGUGGGAGUCAUCACUGUCGUGCUCUUCUCCGUCAUGAUGGCUGUACAACAUAUCGGAAGACUUGCAAGCCCGGUAGUUGCUAUCGCGAAAGCUGCUUCAGCUGCAACAGAACUCUUUGCCACAAUCGAUGCCCCGACCCUGGACACCUCCGGCCUCCAAGAGCCUGAUGUUACCGCCGAUGCGGACAUCCUGUUUGAAAACGUCUCCUUCUCAUAUCCUAGUAGACCAAACGUUCAAAUUCUGGAUGGGUUGAAUCUGACCUUUGAGGCUGGCAAGGUUACUGCUAUAGUAGGACCAUCCGGUUCAGGCAAGUCGACAAUUGUCGGCCUUAUCCAGAGAUGGUAUGAGCUCCUCGGAACCACAGCAGUGAAUACUGCCAUUGAUGAGACUAUGAGCCCUGCUGCGCCCCACGCACAAGUAGAGGAGGAGCAACCAUCCAGGGAAUCGAAAUGGUUCAAAAAGCGAGACAAUGCGAAAAAAGACAACGACAAAGGCGCAACUAGUGCCGGUCACGAGGAAAAGAAAGAAGAACUCGAUCUUGGGCCAAACACGUCUACCGGAACCAUUAGAGUGCGAGGAACAGAUCUGCGUAAAGUUGACCUCAAGUGGUGGCGAUCACAGAUUGGUCUUGUGCAACAAGAACCAUUUCUUUUCAACGACACGCUGUACAACAACGUCGUCUUCGGCCUUUGUGGAACGCGCUACGAAGGUUUCUCAAAGGAAAAAAAGAUGAAGAUGGUCAAAGAGGCGUGCCACCAAGCCUACGCUGAAGAGUUCAUAUCAAGACUACCACAGGGCUACGACACGCUUGUCGGAGAGAGUGGCAUCAAGCUUUCUGGUGGCCAACGACAACGUAUCGCCAUUGCUCGAAGCAUCAUCAAACAACCACCGAUAUUGAUUCUUGAUGAAGCCACAAGUGCCAUCGAUGUGCGCACGGAACAGAUUGUUCAAAAAGCGCUUGAUCGCGUGUCGAAGAACCGUACGACCAUCGUCAUUGCCCAUCGUCUCUCCACUAUCAGGCGUGCUGACAAGAUCAUCGUCUUGCGGCAAGGCAAGCUCGUUGAACAAGGUACCCAUGACGAGUUACUAAGCAUUGACCUUGGUGUAUAUCGGGGCCUAGUCACAACUCAGAACCUUGCUGUGGAGGCAGAAGAAGAAACUGUUGAAGACUGUCCACUUACAAAAGUCACAAGUGCUGAACCAGAGACAUCUUUUGUACAUGAGAAAGGCAGCAACGCUUCCGUGGACGAUCCAGAGUACAAGCCUACUGGUCUAGUCAACAGCUUCGGACGUCUCUUGUUCGAACAGCGCAAACAUUGGGUGCUCUACAGCAUCGCGAUUGUUGGCAUUCUAGCAGCUGGUGCUGUCCAUCCGCUCCUAGCAUUCGUUUUUGCCAACGUCAUCCAAGUGUUCACUUACACCGGCGACCGCCUGGUAAGCGAGGGAAACUUCUAUGCAGGCAUGUUCGGCGUUCUAGCUGCUGGUACCGGCGUGGCUUACUUCGUUCUCGGCAUCGCUACGCACCUCAUUUCGAUCGUUAUAACACGUCAUUACCGGCAAGAGUACCUGAGCAGCAUGAUCCGCAGGCGUAUUCCUUUCUUUGACGACGUAGGUCACAGUCCUGGGUCCUUAACGUCUCGAUUAAGUUCCGACUGCACACAGUUGCAGCAACUCAUGUCCACCGAGAUAUCCUUCGUACUCAUUGCCAUUGUCAACCUUGUGGGCUGUACCAUCAUUUCUUUCGUAUAUGGCUGGAAACUAAGUCUCGUCGGUUUCUUCUCCGCCAUGCCAAUCAUCCUAGUUGCUGGGUACAUUCGCAUGCGCAUGGAAAUCCACUACGAGACUGAGAAUGCCAAAGUGUUCGACAAUAGUAGUCAGUUUGCUUCCGAAGCUGUUGGCGCAUUCCGCACCGUACUCAGCCUGAUCAUGGAAGACAUGAUUAGCAGCCGCUAUGAUACUCUCUUGAAGGGACAUGUGAGGGAUGCCUUUCGGUCUGCCAAGCUCAACAUGUUAGUCUUUGCAGCAAGUGAUAGUCUCGAACUAGCAUGCAACGCUUUAGCAUUUUGGUACGGCGGGACGUUGCUGGCUAGACGAGAGUACGAUAUUAUCCAGUUUUUCGUGGUCUUUAUGGGUAUAAUCUUUGGGUCCGUGGCGGCGGGGAUGUGGUUCUCUGUCGCGCCCAACAUGGCGCAGGCUACAGGUGCAGCAAAUCGCAUUUUAAGUAUGCGAGCGGCACAAAAGGAAGGAGAGGAGUCAUGGACGAAGAUGAGGGAGGAGAAGGGGGCUGUAAGUGUCGAAUUCCAAAAUGUGGGCUUCACAUACAAGUCGCGUGAGAUACCGGUGUUAUCAAAUUUGAACCUUAAGGUUGAAGCUGGCCAGUUUGCUGCGCUUGUUGGAGCUUCGGGCUGCGGAAAAUCAACAGUCAUCUCCCUCCUAGAACGUUUCUACGAUCCUACGCACGGCACCAUCCUUUACAACAACCAAGAUAUCACCUACCUUGACCCCGCCUCUUACAGAACGCAACUUAGUCUUGUGUCACAGGAACCAACCUUGUACGAAGGCACCAUUCUCGAAAACGUUGCCCUUUCCAUCGACGUCGCAACAGAUGCAGAAAUUGAAGCAGCAUGUCACGACGCACAGAUCCACGACUUUAUCAUCUCUCUACCAGAUGGCUACGCCACCCGUCUUGGUCCCAAGGGCAUGAGUCUGUCUGGAGGACAGAAACAACGCUUGAGUCUUGCUCGCGCGUUGCUUCGCAAACCAAAACUCUUACUACUCGAUGAAGCAACAUCUUCUCUCGAUUCCGAAUCCGAGAAGUUGGUACAAGAAGCUAUUGAGCGCGUGACAGGCGAGGGGAGACGCACUGUUAUCGCCGUCGCUCAUCGCCUUGCUACGAUCCAUAAGGCAGAUGUAAUUUUCGUUCUUGGGAGCGGGAAAGUGUUGGAGAAGGGUGAUCACCAAGGAUUGUUGAGGAAGAGGGGCAUUUAUUGGCAGAUGUGUCAAGCCCAAGUAUUAGAUCGAUAAUGUUACGGAUCGUGAUCCUUCUUCGCACUAAUAGUUAGCAAACACCACCACCAAUCUGGAUAUACUCAUAUCUGGAUUGUCUUGUUAUCUUGGUGUCACUGUAGAAGGAUUCUAUUCACCUCGAUAUUCAACUUCCCACCUAAUCUUCGCUUUCGUUCAUAGAUCCUUUUAGUAAUACUUCUCUAUUAU